Molecule: messenger RNA, 1209 nt
Organism: Phlebotomus papatasi
Lineage: Eukaryota; Metazoa; Arthropoda; Insecta; Diptera; Psychodidae
Exons: 3
Coding region: 1-666 (221 amino acids)
Source: RefSeq, a predicted model, not a curated record
AUGGUGCUCAAUCGUGCUACCUGGUGUAUCGUCCUUGGAUUAUUCCUUGUGCAAAUAUCUGUGGCACAUGAGGAGUCAAAUGCCAAAAAUUGCAGUGACCCCGCAUGUCGCAGUGGACGAGUGUUGAGGAAUAUAUUUAACUAUGUGACAAGUGAUGGUGGUGGAAAAUCACUAGUGCUAGUACCUGGCCUAGAGAUUGUGAAAUUACCAGUCCAGGAAACAGCUCGAUCUUCUGAUUAUGAUGAUCUCAAGCAUCAGAGCUUCCUCACUAGGAUGGCCAAAUACCUCCAAACACACGAGAUCAAGAUCAAAUUUCCUGAACUCGUGGGACAGACUGAUUUCAAUGAAGGACGAAAGAAGGACAAAGGAGGUCUCGGAAUGGUGAUGAUGAUGGGCAUGAUGAUGGCCAAGAUGAUGGCAGCAUUGGGUCUGGGAGGUGUUGGUGCUCUUGCCAUGAAAGCCCUCGGUGUCUCUAUGAUGGCUCUAAUGCUGGCCGCAAUUAUUGGCAUCAAGAAGCUGGCUGAAGGUGGUGGUCAUGAUGAUGGUGGCCAUCAUGUUCAGUACGUAACGGCUCAUGAUCAUCACCAUAGGAAGCGCCGUGACGUUCAGAGUAACUUGGAUAUGCCUUAUCGGGGCUGGCAGCCAACAUACUCCCAAUCGGAGUGAUUCCAAAAAAAUGUUCCAAAAUGAUCGAAUUUAACUUCAGGAAUACCUACCUUAUUUAUGUGAACACGAUCUUCCUAUUUAUUGUAAUUUAUUUUGUUGUAAUUUAUUUUUUUUGUGCAUAAAACAGUGAGUAGCUGAAAGCUUUAUGUUCUUUUAUUUUUUUUAUAGUUCAGUAGUAAAUAGCUCUAGUGGCUAUGAGAAUGAAAGUCACAAUCGCUUCUUGAUCGUUCAAUUAGACAAGUUAGUGGCUUUUACAAUAUCUAGUAUCACAAUCUUAUACUCAAGUGAUGUGCGUAUGUGAGAUCAUCAUCAUCAUCGGCAGUUGCUGUCGGAGGAACAGUCAUCUGAGGCAUUUUCUUGUUGGAAGAGCAAUCGACCCAAUAACCCACUUUGUUUUUAUUUUAUUUCAUAUCUUCAGUUUCACAAAUUCUCCUAAAACACGGAACCAACCAAAAUCAAAAUACAACAUAUGUUAUACAUAUAUUGUACAUAAUGGCUUGACACACUGUGCCGCUAAAAAAGGCGUGUUUCGUUCUCUUGCAG